AUGGGAUGUUUCGAUUUGAACAAUGCUGAAGAUGGACGAGAUCGUUUCUUUCUCUAUGCUAUGAUCAUCGUUCCAUUUAUUUCAUCGGGCUGUUAUGUAUUCGAUGCUUGGCAUCACUAUGUUUACCAUCCAGAUUCACGCAACUACGAAGGACUUAUGUCUACUAUUGUUAUUGUAUUCAUCUAUCUUCAAUAUUGUGCACCAAUUCAAUCUCGACGAUUAUUGGCUAUCUAUCAUAUUCUAUUAUGGAUAAUCACAGAAAUAGCUAAUCUCGGCUAUUUGAUUUUCUAUAUUCAGAAAGGAACUCCACCAGCAUCAUUAUGUACAUCAAUCACAACACGAAUAUGUGGUUUCUAUAAUGAAUUAUCACGAGUAAUGACAGCAGCAAUCAUUCCUGGUUGUAUAAUAUUUGUAUUUGGUGUGGGUACUAUUCGACAUUUGAAAAAGGUUCGAGUUGCUGUUGGUAUAGCAACAAUACAGAAUAGUCAUUCAUAUCAUCGACUAAGAAAAACCGAUCGACAACUUAUUCAGAUGUUGAUUGGACAAGUUGCAAUGAUUUUCAUCUCAUGGAUACCUCAUGCAGUGCAACGUAUUAAUGUGGUGAUUACAUUUGAUGAUAUCAAAAGUCCUCUACGUUCGAGACAGGAUACAUUGUGGGAUCAAAUUGCAUGGAUCAUAACAACAUUCGAUUGUUCAUUCUCAUUCUAUGUCUAUCUUUUCACUGGUGGUAUUUUGUUCCGACAAACGGUAAGAUCAAUAUUUGGAUGUAGAACAUCAACUUCUAGAACAAGAAUGUUGGACGCAACGAAUCAUGUACAACGAAGUCGUCGAACAUAA
Rotaria sp. Silwood1 is the source of this 837-nucleotide messenger RNA. NCBI's taxonomy places the organism in Eukaryota, Metazoa, Rotifera, Eurotatoria, Philodinida, Philodinidae. The record is from the annotation of a GenBank genome assembly.